CUUCUAAUACUUGUGUUUUGUGCUUUCUGUUUCAUUUCCAGUGUUCUUGUUCCUGGCCAUUCUUUGGUGAUGACAAUGGCACAACUAAACUGCCCUGCUCCACUGAACUUUAAAAAUGGUCUAAUCUGCUCUGACUCCGCCUGCUGCCUGUAGAAAUAUGUAUUCCUACUCCCCUAUCAGCUUCUUCUUCUUUAUCUUUUAUACCUCUACAGCCUUCUUUCUGAUAGUUAAGGGGUUAAGGUUGUGUCCACAGAGGUGCAUUUGUUAUGAGCAUGCAGACCUGGUGGAUUGCCGUGCACGGGGCUUUCGACAUGUCCCCAGGGGUCUCCCACCUAGUACGUGGCUGCUGGAGCUGGGGGGCAACCGUCUUGGUGAGAUCCGGACCAGGGCCUUCACUGGAGUCUGGUCACUGAGGGUUCUGUUGUUAGCCAACAGUCAAAUACAACAAAUACAACCACAGGGAUUUUUCUUUUUGUCAUUUCUGGAGAAGUUGGAUCUCAGUUGUAACCAUUUGACUUCUCUCCCUGUGGACUUCUCAGCCAGUCUGUCAGCUCUCAGGGAGCUGCACCUGGGGCACAAUGAUAUACAUCAAAUAUCCAAAUACAGCUUUGAGAAUCUGGACAGCAUAGAAAAGCGGACCUCAGCCACAACCAGUGGUGUCUAUAGCCCUGGUGUGUUCAGGGGCCUCUCCAGACUCAGACAACUCUACCUCCAAAACAACAGACUGACCACCGUGCAGCAGGGCAGCCUGGAUAUGCUGCCUGGACUGGAGGUGCUCCAGCUGAAUAAUAACAACAUCUCUGAGAUAGAGAUCGAUGCUUUGGCUCCUCUCUACAGUCUGGGUGUUCUUGCUCUGGAGGGAAACAGCCUACAUCACCUCAAUUUUAAAACCUUCAUCAGCCUGCAUACGGCAGCAACACACAUCCAGCUGUCAGGCAACCCGUGGAGCUGUGACUGUGACCUACAUUGCGUCUUUAGUAAGAUUCUACACGUUCGCCACCUCCACGUUGACGACUACCACAACGUGACGUGCGCGGAGCCUCCUUUGCUGGCCGGGGCCUUGCUGGCCUCUGUGGACAGCCAGCUUUGCAUUGCAGAGACUGCCACAGUCCUCAUCAUCACCGGCACCGUGCUGAUCACCGUGAUGGCUGCUGUGGUGAUGGCGGAAAGGAACAGGAAGAGGAGCCAUGGAAAGAAAUGGGACUCCACAUCUCAGACAUGCACUCACAGCUAACCUUCCCGAGGAGCCGCGCGGUCCAACGACACGAUGGACUGACGCGUGACGAGGAAACCAGCAUAUAAAACAGCUGCGGAGCACCAAAGGA
Thalassophryne amazonica is the source of this 1325-nucleotide messenger RNA. RefSeq names its product slit homolog 3 protein. The record is from RefSeq and is a predicted model, not a curated record. The coding region runs from base 158 to 1234 and encodes 358 amino acids. NCBI's taxonomy places the organism in Eukaryota, Metazoa, Chordata, Actinopteri, Batrachoidiformes, Batrachoididae. Gene Ontology annotation, molecular function: protein binding. The transcript has 6 exons.